AUGGAAACCAAAGAGCUUGAAAAAUCCUUCCAGGCAUUGAAUAUUCCCAAGACACAUGCUACAGUGGGAAUUUCCAAUUUAAUUGCCUCCAACAAACAGUUUCGGUCGCUCUUUGUCAAUCGACGAUUGCCCAAUGCAGGAUUUUCGGACGUCCAAAUUCAAAAUCUCUUGUUUUUGUUUUCCAUUUUGGAUACCAACAACAAAACCAUGGCGACUGGGGGCGACGGUGAUGGCGAGGAGAGUCGAUGGUGCGGAGUGGGCGAACGCGAAGGUCGGGUCUAUUCCUCCUUGGUGGCCCAACGGCAUUUUGGAUUGAGUCAUGGAAUGGGACGAAGUGGAGACAUUACCGAACCACAACCCAAGGCGGCUGGAUCCAGUGCGUUGGUCAAGCUCACGCUACUGUUGGCCUUGGAUGCGAUUCGACGAGGCAGCGGUUUGAAUGCCAAGGGGCCUGCGGCGAGCGGAAUAUUGCUGCCCUUGUGCACUGGAAUGAGCAUGUCCCUAUUGUUGAGUAGCUUGAAAAGUUCCGAAGGCAGCGAUUCCAACAAAACUAUUGUCUUGUGGAGCAGGAUCGAUCAAAAGAGUUGUUUCAAGGCCAUUUCAAGUGCUGGCUUGGAAUGUGUCGUGGUGCCCACGACCAUUCAGGGCGACGAGGUGGUGACCGAUGUCCAAGCCAUGGAACAGGCUCUUGCUCAGUACGGUGACAAGGUGUUAGCAGUCAUCACCACCACUUCUUGUUUUGCACCGCGUGUCCCAGACUCUGUGGAUGAAAUUGCCAAGCUAUGUGCGAAAACCAAUGUCCACCAUGUCAUUAACAACGCCUAUGGCUUGCAGUGUCCCAAGACGUGCAAACUCAUCAAUCGGGCCUGUGUGGUUGGACGGGUGGAUGCGAUUGUAUGUUCGACCGAUAAGAAUUUCCUGGUUCCAGUGGGAGGAGCCAUCAUUUUGUCACCCCACAAAAAAGUCACUGCUCUGGUUGGAAAGGUGUAUGCUGGAAGGGCUUCGUCAUCGCCCAUUGUGGACCUUUUCAUUACUCUUUUAUCAAUGGGCCUCAAUGGUUACACAAGACUCUUGAAGGAACGCCAAACAAUGUUGGAAACCUUUCCCAAUCGAUUGCAAGCAGUGGCGGAUAAACAUGGAGAACGAAUCCUAUCCUGUCCCGCAAAUACCAUAUCCUUUGGAAUGACGUUGGAUGGGCUUGCCCGAUCCAAACGAGACGACGAGUCGGAAGCCGAUUACCUCGCAUCGGUCGCCAAGGAGAUUUCAAGUUUUGGUGCCAUGCUCUUCAGUCGGUGUGUGAGUGGAACACGGGUAGUUCCACGAGGUGAAGUGAAAAUCAUGGGUGGCCACGAUUUUGUAGGAUUUGGAAGUUCGACGGCCAACUUUGGGCAUGCCUACAUGACUGCCGCCUGUGCGAUUGGUGUUAGUACACAGGAACUGGAUGAGUUCUUUGUUCGAUUGGACAAGACGCUUACAGAAUUCCAUACAAAGAAGAACAAGGCAUCCGCCAAAUAA
This is a messenger RNA of Cylindrotheca closterium, 1515 nucleotides long. NCBI's taxonomy places the organism in Eukaryota, Bacillariophyta, Bacillariophyceae, Bacillariales, Bacillariaceae. The record is from the annotation of a GenBank genome assembly.